Molecule: messenger RNA, 3650 nt
Organism: Apaloderma vittatum (bar-tailed trogon)
Lineage: Eukaryota; Metazoa; Chordata; Aves; Trogoniformes; Trogonidae
Gene: ITGA8
Product: integrin, alpha 8
Exons: 29
Biological process (GO): cell adhesion mediated by integrin; cell-matrix adhesion; cell-cell adhesion
Cellular component (GO): integrin complex; external side of plasma membrane
Molecular function (GO): integrin binding
Source: RefSeq, a predicted model, not a curated record
GGUCGGUGUCCUGGUGGGAGCUCCCAAAGCCAACACCACGCAGCCAGACAUCGUGGAAGGAGGAGCGGUGUACUACUGCGCCUGGCCCGCCGCCCAGUGCCGGCAGAUUCCCUUCGAUAACACCAACAACAGGAAAAUUAAAGUCAAUGGCACCAGAGAACCUAUUGAGUUUAAGACAAACCAGUGGUUUGGGGCAACAGUCAAAGCUCAUAAAGGAAAGGUUGUGGCUUGUGCUCCCUUAUAUCAUUGGAGAACCCUUAAAGAUAGCCCUGAGAAGGACCCCGUUGGCACCUGCUAUGUAGCAAUUCAGAACUUCAGUGCCUAUGCUGAGUAUUCACCUUGUCGCAACAGCAAUGCAGAUCCUGAGGGACAAGGCUUUUGUCAAGCAGGUUUCAGCUUAGAUUUCUACAAGAAUGGAGACCUGAUAGUAGGUGGGCCUGGGAGUUUUUAUUGGCAAGGUCAGGUAAUCACUGCAAGUAUUGCGGAUAUCAUUGCAAAUUAUUCCUUCAAGGAUAUUCUGAGGAAACUUGCACGAGAGAAGCAAACAGGAGUGGCACCACCCUCUUAUGAUGACAAUUACAUGGGGUACUCAGUGGCUGCUGGAGAAUUUACUGGGGAUUCUGAACAAGAGCUGGUUGCUGGAGUCCCAAGGGGAGCGCAGAACUUUGGCUAUGUCUCAAUUAUUAAUUCUUCAGACUUGACCUUUAUUCAGAACUUCACUGGUGAACAGAUGGCGUCUUAUUUUGGGUACACUGUUGCAGUAUCUGAUGUUAACAAUGAUGGUUUAGAUGAUAUCUUAGUUGGAGCCCCUCUCUUUAUGGAACGAGAAUUUGAGAGCAAGCCUAAAGAAGUUGGGCAAGUUUAUCUAUACAUGCAAGAAAGUGCUUUCUUCUUCAGAGAUGCACAAAUUCUGACAGGCACUGAAGUGUUUGGUAGAUUUGGCAGUGCAAUCACGCACCUUGGAGAUCUCAAUCAAGAUGGAUAUAAUGACAUUGCUAUUGGUGCACCAUUUGCAGGAGAAGAUAGAAGAGGGAAAGUGCUCAUUUACAAUGGAUACAGUAAUGGGUUAAAUACUAACCCUUCUCAGGUUCUCAGUGGAGCCUGGGCCUCACAGUCCAUGCCUUCAGGAUUUGGCUUCACUCUAAGAGGAGACUCAGACGUAGACAAGAAUGAUUACCCAGAUUUAAUUGUAGGUGCAUUUGGAGCUGGAAAAGCAGUUGUUUACAGAGCCAGACCUGUUGUGACAGUGAAUGCUCAGCUCAUUCUGAAUCCCAUGAUUGUGAAUCCAGACAAUAAAACUUGUCAGCUCCCUGGAGCUCAGCUUUUGGUGGCCUGCUUUACUGUAAGAGUCUGCGCCAACUAUGAAGGCCAAAGUAUUUCAGAUAAGAUAGUGGUGAAAGGUGAAUUGCAAUUAGAUUCAUUGAAACAGAAAGGAGCUGUUAAGAGAACCCUCUUCUUUGAUUACCAUCAGUCACAUCAUUACUUCUCCAUUCCGAUAGAAAGACAGAAACAGCUCCAUUGCCAGGACUUUCUUGUUUAUCUCAGAGAUGAAACAGAAUUUAGAGAUAAAUUAUCUCCCAUCAAUAUAAACUUGAACUAUAGUUUGGAUGAAUCCAGUUUUCAAGAUAGCUUGACUGUGAAGCCGAUACUGAACUAUUACCAGAAAAGCUCGGUAACAGAACAGGCUUACAUUCUGGUUGACUGCGGGGAGGACAAUUUGUGCAUUCCUGACUUGCACCUUUCUGCUAUGCCAGAUAAAGAUCAGCUAAUAAUUGGAGAAGAAAACUAUGUCAUGCUCAUAAUAAAUCCAAGGAAUGAUGGGGAAGGAGCCUAUGAAGCUGAGCUACACAUAAAGAUUCCACCUGAAGCAGAUUACACCGGGGUUGAACGCAACAACAAGGCGCUGCGUGUGUUGAGCUGUGAUUACAAGAUGGAAAAUGAAACUAGAAUGGUGCUUUGUGAUCUUGGGAACCCCAUGGCGGCUGGUGCAAACUUCUCUACAGGCAUUCGAUUUUCUGUUCAGCAUUUUGAAAAUGCAGAUUUCAGCAUCAAUUUUGAGCUGCAAAUAAAAAGUUCUAACAAGAUUAAUGCCACCAGCAAUUUAGUGAACCUCCAUAUCAACAUUAGUGCUGUAACUCAAGUACAAAUCAGAGGAGUGUCUCACCCCCCAACAAUUAUUUUGCCACUUCACAACUGGGAACCCAAAGAUGAACCGACAAAAGAGGAAGAACUUGGUCCUUUAGUAGAACACAUCUAUGAGCUGCACAAUAUAGGACCAAGUGCCAUCAACAAUACAACUCUCCGUGUCGGUUGGCCUGUGUCUAGUCGAGAAGAAUUUCUUCUUUAUAUUCUUCAUAUUCAGACACACGGACCGUUGCACUGUCAAACAAGCUCUCCUAUUAAUACAAUGCAAAUAAAGUUUACUAUUCCAGAAGACACUCCUGAACUUGCUGCUUUUUUAUAUAAUUCCACAACUUCUCAUUACAUCAGAAGAAGGGAUGUCACAGUGGCAGAACCUCACAGGAGAAACCCUGCAAAAAUAUUGAACUGUACAAAUGUGAAGUGUAUCCUAAUUUCCUGCACUGUGGAACAACUGGAAAGAGGGAAGAGUGCAGCGCUGAAAAUCAGGUCCCGCCUGUGGGCCCAAACAUUCCUGGAGAGGAAGAAUGAUCUCUAUACUCUUUCUUCCAAUGUGUCCUUCGAAGUGAAGAGCAUGCCAUAUAAAGUGCAACCAGCAAAGCUCCCCGAGGGAAGCAUAGCAAUUAGAACAUCUGUCAUUUGGUCCACUCCAAAUGUCUCCUUUGUAAUCCCUUUAUGGGUUAUAAUACUAGCAAUACUUCUUGGACUACUGGUACUAGCUAUGUUGACCCUAGCUUUAUGGAAGUGUGGCUUCUUUGACAGAGCUAGACCUCCUCAAGAUGACAUGGCUGACAGGGAACAACUGACAAAUAACAAGACUACUGAUGCAUAGAGGAAGAGAGUGACAGUUCAAGUCAAAAUCCUACCAGAGACUAGAAAAAUGAUGAGGAUUGAAAUAAGGAUUCCUUCCACCAGUCUUCCUUUGUACCUGCAAGUGACAUGGUGUCAUAAUCCAAUCUAUGCAACGUUCUGAGAACAUGCCACAUGAUGGUCAUCCUUGCCAAAGAAAGCAGCUUUAUCACUGCCUUACAAACAUACUCACCACUGAAUAGAAUGUUCGUUCCAUAUCCAGUCAGUCUACAUUUCAGCAGAUACUUCUGAACACGUGUGGUAUACUGAGAUGCUUCCAGAACAAGCCCAACUCUCCUGAGGAGAGAACACCUGCAUUGCUGUACUGUCUUGAAGAUGGAGCAGGACAAAACUUCUGAAUGCUACUGUAUCAUGCAGAAUGCCUUUGACACCUCCCUAAGAAUAAGAACUUUUAUGAAAUUAUGGCUCAGGGAGACAAGCAAUAUAUCAGUACUGUGAAAGUACUUCUGAAAAACAAAGGUAGUCUAUAUGGAACUGUAUAGAUGGAGCACAAUUAUUUAUUUUUCCACUUCUUCAGGAUAAGUAUCGUAUAUAAUCACCAACUUAGUUUUUGAGAGAAGUAAAAAAGAUAGAAAUCAUGUACUCACUUUGCAUGUAAAUAGAAAAGUAAAUCCAUUGUACACACAAAACACAUCUUUUUU